AUGUUACGCCAAUCGCUUCGACUCGCACGGCUCAAGAGCGUCAAUGCCUGGCAAUCAUCUACAUCAACAGCUUCGGUCGCUUUCGUACGUCCGUAUCCCGAUACGAUUGUCUCGAGUAGCUUGAUGGGGUCGAAAUCGCACAUGACUACAGACAACCGUUCCCCAAAGGAUCCAAACCAGACUCUUAGUCAGGCAGACAGCAUUUCGGCGGUGAUCCGUCACGAUCACCGACAAAUCGAGAAAUAUUUUGACAAGAUUAUCAAUGCAAGCGAUCGUGAUACGCAGCGACGAUACCAAAACGCUUUUGUCUGGGAGCUAUCGAGACAUACCAUAGCGGAGGAGUUAGUCGUGUAUCCUUCGAUUGAAACAGGUGUCAACAAUGGGAAAGAGAUGGCUGAGAAGGAUCGAGCAGAGCAUCAAGCGACCAAAGAAGCACUGUAUAAAUUCCAGAACAUGACCCCUGCUGACAAAGAUUUCAUUCCAACCCUCGAGGCGCUAAUGAAAGACCUCAAGGUGCAUAUCAAAAAAGAGGAGGAACAUGACCUGGUUAAACUGGAAGAGGCACUACUGCCGUCAAGGUCGAAAGACUUGGCUGAGAAGUUCGAGACGAGGAAAUCCUUCACGCCAACGCGUAGCCACCCAAGCACACCAAAUAGGCCACCAUACGAGAAUGUAGUCGGCCUCAUGACAGCGCCAUUUGACAAGCUUCGUGAUAUGUUUCGCGCAUGGCCCGACGAGCUCGGACCAAGACCCCCUUCUGGUCGACCUGCGAGAUAA
Daldinia caldariorum is the source of this 777-nucleotide messenger RNA. RefSeq names its product hemerythrin HHE cation binding domain-containing protein. The transcript is spliced from 2 exons. The record is from RefSeq and is a predicted model, not a curated record. NCBI's taxonomy places the organism in Eukaryota, Fungi, Ascomycota, Sordariomycetes, Xylariales, Hypoxylaceae. Bases 1 to 777 code for a protein of 258 amino acids.